Amorphotheca resinae ATCC 22711 is the source of this 2055-nucleotide messenger RNA. RefSeq lists its product as hypothetical. The transcript is spliced from 4 exons. Bases 187 to 2055 code for a protein of 622 amino acids. Lineage: Eukaryota; Fungi; Ascomycota; Leotiomycetes; Helotiales; Amorphothecaceae. The record is from RefSeq and is a predicted model, not a curated record. Gene Ontology annotation, molecular function: histone deacetylase activity.
UUCACAUUCAAGUGAUAUGCCAUUCUCCUCCUCACUCAUUCCCUCCAUCCUCUUUCUACAACAUCAUCUUCCCACUCACUCCUGAAAUGCGACUUUAAAUACCACGUUCCCCCUUCUCUUACACCACUUCGUUCAUCCUCGAAAACAUUAAUCCUUCCUACUGCCCGCGAAUCCCAGCCGCUCGACAUGGCUUCCUUUGCCCCUCUUGAUCCGUUCGUGUUCAACAAUGCCAGCAAGAAGAACCGGGUGGCCUAUUUCUACGACUCGGAUGUUGGCAACUACGCCUAUGUCCCUGGCCAUCCUAUGAAGCCUCAUCGCAUACGCCUGGCGCAUAGCUUGAUCAUGAACUAUGGCGUGUAUCAGAAAAUGGAGAUUUAUCGUGCAAAGCCUGCGACCCGCCACGAGAUGACCCAGUUCCAUACCGACGAGUACAUUGACUUUCUCCAGAAGGUCACCCCAGACAACAUGGACUCCUUCGCAAAGGAGCAGGGCAAGUACAAUGUUGGAGAUGACUGUCCAGUCUUUGAUGGACUUUUCGAGUUCUGCGGCAUCAGCGCGGGCGGUAGCAUGGAGGGCGCUGCUCGUUUGAACCGUGGCAAAUGCGACAUGGCCAUCAACUGGGCUGGAGGUCUUCACCACGCCAAGAAGAGCGAGGCGAGUGGUUUCUGCUACGUCAACGAUAUUGUCCUCGGCAUAAUUGAGCUCCUGCGAUUCAAGAAGCGCGUCCUCUACGUUGACAUCGACGUUCAUCAUGGUGAUGGUGUUGAAGAAGCCUUCUAUACCACCGACCGAGUCAUGACCUGCUCGUUCCACAAGUACGGAGAGUAUUUCCCAGGUACUGGUGAGCUUCGCGAUAUCGGUGUAGGCCGAGGCAAGAAUUACGCCGUCAACUUCCCACUCCGCGAUGGUAUUGACGAUGUCACCUACAAGUCUGUCUUUGAGCCAGUCAUCCAGGCUGUCAUGGACUAUUACCAACCGGAAGCUGUUGUUCUCCAGUGCGGCGGAGACAGUCUUUCAGGUGAUAGAUUGGGCUGCUUCAACCUGAGUAUGAAGGGCCACGCAAACUGCGUCAGGUUCGUUAAGAGUUUCGGCAAGCCUACACUUGUAGUUGGUGGCGGCGGUUAUACCAUGAGAAACGUUGCGCGUACUUGGGCCUUUGAGACUGGUGUCCUUGUUGGCCAGGAGAUGCCAACAGUUCUUCCUUACAACGAAUACUACGAGUACUACGGACCUGACUACGAGUUGGAUGUUCGCGCAUCAAACAUGGAGAAUGCUAACUCAAGGGAUUACCUCGAGAAGAUCAAGAUGCAGGUUAUCGAGAACUUGAAGAAGACCGCUCAUGCACCGUCCGUCCAAAUGACCGAUGUCCCUCGAACCACCAUGCUGGGAGGAACCGAUGAGGAUGAGGCUGAGCUUGAUGAUCUCGAUGAGGACGAGAACAUGGACGUUCGUAUGACACAGCGAAGACGUGACAAGCGCGUCGCCAGAGAUGAUGAAUUCGAAGAUAGCGACGAUGAAGAAGAGCGUCCAAAUGGCAUGCGACCACAAAACGGACCUAACAAGCGUAGGAACAUUAUGGACUAUCACAGUUCAACUGCUGUUGCCUCGGACAUUGAGAUGGACAGCGCAGUUGCAACCCCUGAGGUACGGAAUGAGGUCGAUGUUGCUGUCACUGCAAUGGCUGCCGAGGCAAAUGCCGACGUGAACGCCGCGGUCAUGGAGGAGAAGAGUCAAACCCUCACCAGUACGGAAACGGCUGAGAAUGGAGCAUCAGACGCGGUAUCAAUUGAGCAGUCAGCUAAGCCUGCCGUGGAUAAUGAUGGCGAUGUCGAUAUGGCGGAGUCCACUGCCGAGCCGACAGCUCAAGUUUCAACACCAGUUCCUGAGGCUCGAUCGUCACCAGCUGCUACCGCACCAGCAUCUGCGCCUGCGAACACAGAGGCUGAACCCGUGGCUGAACAACCAACUGAACCUGCCAAAGAAGAAGUCAAACCACAGGAAGCAGAGACCACCGGUGAAGCAUCGACCGAGACGACCCAACAACCACAAACAUGA